Etheostoma cragini (Arkansas darter) is the source of this 2285-nucleotide messenger RNA. RefSeq names its product gamma-glutamyltransferase 5a (gene ggt5a). The transcript is spliced from 13 exons. The record is from RefSeq and is a predicted model, not a curated record. Lineage: Eukaryota; Metazoa; Chordata; Actinopteri; Perciformes; Percidae. Gene Ontology annotation, cellular component: plasma membrane. The coding region runs from base 150 to 1814 and encodes 554 amino acids. Gene Ontology annotation, biological process: glutathione catabolic process; leukotriene D4 biosynthetic process; inflammatory response. Gene Ontology annotation, molecular function: glutathione gamma-glutamate hydrolase; leukotriene-C(4) hydrolase activity.
CUAGGCUGUGCACGCCCCUCCUGAUGGGGCAACUGGGCUCCGCACCCAGUCACCAAGUCAGUCGUGAAGUUUUAAUAUUUCAGAGAUCACCUGUAAAGGUCAUGAUGAAACUUUAAUGAUCCCCGCGGAGGUAUUGGAUAAUAUCAACCAUGGCGAGGUCAAAGGCGAGGGUGUACACUUGUUGCGCACUGAUGCUGUUUUUCGUGGUUGCUGUCAUUGUGUGUAUUUCUGUGCUUGUGAGGCACAAAAAUAAGUGUCCAGACAGCACCUUCUCACGCGCUGCAGUGGCCGCCGACUCUGGGAAAUGUUCACAGAUUGGACGGGACAUACUUCAAAAAGGGGGCUCAGCGGUAGAUGGCGCCAUCGCUGCGCUGCUGUGCACCUCCGUCAUGAACCCACAGAGUAUGGGCAUCGGAGGGGGAUCCAUAUUCACGGUGAUGGACAGCUCUGGCAAAGUGAAAAUCAUCAACUCCAGAGAGACUGUACCAGGGAAGUUUAAAUCUGAUCUGCUGAAGUCAUGUCCCAACACCUUCCAGCUGAUAUCAGGCAGCCAAUGGAUUGGGGUUCCGGGGGAAAUUCGGGGUUAUGAACAGGCACACAGACUUUAUGGGAAGUUGCCGUGGGCAACCCUCUUCCAGCCAACCAUCCAACUGGCCAGAGAAGGGUUUCCUAUUCCUCCCAUCCAAGGUCGAUACAUCCAGUACGUUGUUACAAACCAGACCCAGCCACUACGAAAGUUGUACACAGAUAAGAAUGGGAACUUGCUGACGACUGGUGAUAUUGUAAAGUUUGAGAAACUGGCCGACACGUUGGAGAUGAUAGCAAACCACGGGGCAGAUGCUUUUUACACGGGAAAAAUAGCAGAGGAUUUAAUCCGUGACAUACAGGAGGCAGGAGGAACACUCACGAUGAAGGACCUGGGAUUGUAUAGAGCUACGGUGACUGAUGCGUGGGCUGUUCCUUUGGGAGCGUACCAGAUGUACAUCCCCCCACCCCCUGCAGGAGGCAUCAUCUUCAGCUUCAUCCUGAACGUCAUGAAAGGAUAUAAAUUGAGUCCAGCAUCUCUGAUGGGGGAACAAAAGACACUGACCUAUCAUCGCCUUGUUGAAGCUUUUAAGUUUGCCAACGGAUUAAAGAAACACAUCCGUGAUCCAAACUUCAGCUCAAAAGAAAUGGCCAGGAAAUUCACAGAGGACAGCUUCGCCGAGCACAUACGGAGCUUAAUCAGCAGCAACGCAACUCAUGAUCCCCAGUAUUACAACAUCACCUCGUAUCUGGACAGCAUGGGCACCACGCAUGUGUCUGUGCUGGCUGAGGACGGAUCUGCUGUGUCUGUCACCAGCACCAUCAACCACAUAUUUGGCUCCAAGGUCUUCUCUCCAAGAACUGGAGUCAUCCUCAACAACGAGCUGUCUGACUUCUGUGGCAGAGUUGAAAACAUCUUUCCUGGGGAGCAGCCUCCAUCCUCCAUGACCCCCGCUGUGCUGAAGUCUCAGUCCAAGACGCUGGUGAUUGGAUCAACUGGUGGGAGCAUGAUCACGACUGCGAUGGCCUCAGUGCUCAUGAACCACCUUUGGUUUGGAAAGAGCCUCAAGGAGGCAAUUGCUGCUCCGGUCGUGUUUGUUGACUCUCAAAAUGCAGUGAAUUUUGAGCCCAGAUUUGAUAAGGAUGUUAUUGAGGCUCUGAAGGCUCGGGGACACAAACAUGAAACCGCAAAACAUUUCUAUAACGUGGUCAAUGCCGUGGAGAAGGAGGACGGCUGCAUCUGUGCUGUAUCUGAUGCCAGGAAAAUGGGCGAAGCAGCCGGUUACUGAGACCAAGAGCCAUUGACAGUAGUUACACAGGGUGGCGUGAACAUUACAGAGACAUUCUGCAGCCCCGAAACCACAACUGAACACUCCCAGUACAUGUAGCAGGUAAGCACGUGGCCUACGGACAGAAGUGACAGUGACAUGAUGGAUUUUACUGUGCACAAACAAAUAACUGUGACUGCUCUUGUUAUUAUUUUCUUUUGUAAAAAAAUGUUCAUUCCAUGUUUUCACAGAUUUCACAUUCAUGUUAAUAUCUGAGACUUAAAAUACAUAGCAGGCUAUUUCAGAUGGUCUCAUUCAGUUAAUAACUUGUUCAACCUUCUGGUUUUUCAUACUUAGUAUGUUAUUCAUUAGUACUGGAGUUAUUCUGUAACCUUUACCCUAUAAGGUAUUGUAGCACUGUGUAUUGAAUAUACAGUGAAUGAAAUAUAGAUGUUGUGUAUAAUAUUCAAAUAAAAUAUUUUUUGCACAUGA